UACACAGCUCCUUGUGCCUGUCCCUGUGCCUGUCCUGCAAGGAGCCAGGAGCAGGGAACCAGCAUGGGUCUGGAGGCUGGUGUGCUGAGAGUCUUCUUCUUGUUGGAGGAAACAGUCCCCUGCAUUGGCUGCACUUCCUGUCCUGUGCUGUUAACUCUCCAUGAAGAUGUCGGAGGAGCUCAGGUGCUGGCAACGGGCAAGACUCCUGGGCCUGAAAUUGAUUUCAAAUACGCCCUCAUCGGGACGGCCUUGGGUGUUGUGAUAGUGGCGUGCUUUCUGGCCCUGAAGAUCUGCAUGAUCAAGAAGCACUUGUUUGAUAAUGAGUCCUCUGACCAGAAAAGCAUAAACCAGGGCCUCAAAGAUUUCACGACACUAAAAGAACCCCAUGACAAGAAGAGAGCCUCAAGGUUAAAUCUCAAUCACUCGGAGAGCUCUCUUCCUUUCCAGAGAGGCACAAGUGAUCGAGCUCUAAGUGAGCGGCUUCUUCAGGACCGUCUCUGCAGUCUGGACAAGUGCUCAUGGUUACAGUCUUGGGGAUAUCUUGAAUUUGAGCCUCCAAGCUGGUGAUGGAUCUUCACGCGGAACUCAAUAUUCAGGGUGAAGAAUAGAAGGAAGAGAAUCUACAGUGCCUCUGUCAAAUAGCUCAUGGAAAUGGGGACAGAACUCAAGACAGAGCCUCCUUAGCAUUCACUGUCUUAUCAACAAGUAUACAGCAUUUUCUAGAACUGUUGGUUUUACCUUCUUAGCUGUCAAAAGAAUUACACUUUAAAGACAGACGCUGUGAACAUUCAGGGGUCCUGAAACAUGAGAACAUGGGGCAGACUCCUAGAAAUGUAAGACUGAUCUUCCGAAAGAAGACGUGGUGGCUGGGCUAGAGAGAGAGGUCUUGCUGAUCAUAGAGUGAACGUGCAGAUCUUCAAAUGAUGGAGCCAACAAAGGAUUAAAUAAGAAAGCAGAUGCCAUGUCUUGUAGAGAGCUAUAAAAAUGUAAGUGAUUACUGUUAUGCUUAGAGAAUUAUUUUGUGUUUAUUGCAAUGUGAAAUACUUGUGUAUGGAGGACACUACUGGCAGAGGCUUAGGAAACCCACAUCUUUAUAUUGUUGCCACCAACCCGUAUCAAUGGCACAGGUCCCAUUGACAUUUCUCUCCCCUGUAAUAUUAACCCUGUUAUUUCUGGGGCUGCAUUACAAAAUACUCGUUGCUUUUCCUUUUGACAUAAAUCUGGGUGGUUGUGUGGCCUAGUUCUUCUGGGAUUGGGUUACUCUCCUUGUGUGUGAUGAAAGAUGAGCUACAUUUCAAAAGAAAGUGCUGUGUUAUUAUAAUUUGCUUGAAUUCCCAGGGCAUCUUUUAUGUGACUUGAUAACAAUGUAGUUCAUUAGCAGCCUUUUUUAACUGAUAACCUAAAGCAGUAAUGUGAUACUCAUAAGCAAUUUUCUGUGUAAGAUAGAAUAAACCAUCU
Molecule: messenger RNA, 1458 nt
Organism: Talpa occidentalis (Iberian mole)
Lineage: Eukaryota; Metazoa; Chordata; Mammalia; Eulipotyphla; Talpidae
Gene: TMEM273
Product: transmembrane protein 273
Exons: 7
Coding region: 64-567 (167 amino acids)
Source: RefSeq, a predicted model, not a curated record